Messenger RNA from Torulaspora delbrueckii, 687 nucleotides. It is a transcript of the gene PDX3, whose product is annotated as pyridoxamine-phosphate oxidase PDX3. The coding region runs from base 1 to 687 and encodes 228 amino acids. Gene Ontology annotation, molecular function: pyridoxamine phosphate oxidase activity; FMN binding. The record is from RefSeq and is a predicted model, not a curated record. The transcript has a single exon. Lineage: Eukaryota; Fungi; Ascomycota; Saccharomycetes; Saccharomycetales; Saccharomycetaceae. Gene Ontology annotation, biological process: pyridoxine biosynthetic process.
AUGGCUGACGACGCUGAAAGAACACAGACUCCUAUCAUUUUCGCUCCAGAAACUUAUCAAUACGACAAGUUUUCAUUGAACGACUCACAGUUGACUAAGGAUCCAAUUGAACAAUUUACAAAAUGGUUUGAAGAAGCCAAAGCUGACAAAUCCGAAACUUUGCCAGAAGCUAUUAAUUUCUCUUCAGCUGAAUUACCAAGCGGGAGAGUCUCCUCGAGAGUGCUGCUGUUCAAGGAGCUAGAUCAUCGUGGAUUUACCAUCUACUCCAAUUGGGGUACUUCCAAAAAGGCUAACGACAUCAAUUCCAACCCUCAUGCUGCGAUCACCUUCUUCUGGAAGGAUUUGCAAAGACAGGUGAGGAUUGAAGGUUUCACGGAGCACGUUAACCGUACAACUUCGGAGCGUUACUUCAAGACUAGACCUCGUGGUUCCAAAAUAGGUGCCUGGUCAUCUCCCCAAUCCCACGUUAUCCAAAGUAGAGAAGAGCUUGACGAAUUGACCAAGCAAAACGAAAAAAGAUUUCAAGAUAUCCAAGACAUUCCUUGUCCUGAUUACUGGGGUGGUCUAAGAGUUGUUCCUCUCGAAAUUGAGUUUUGGCAAGGCAGACCAAGUCGUUUGCAUGACCGUUUCUCUUAUAGAAGAAAGACCGAGCAUGACUCAUGGGAAUUGGUCAGAUUAGCUCCAUGA